This is a messenger RNA of Photinus pyralis (common eastern firefly), 1434 nucleotides long. RefSeq lists its product as uncharacterized. The coding region runs from base 72 to 1424 and encodes 450 amino acids. Lineage: Eukaryota; Metazoa; Arthropoda; Insecta; Coleoptera; Lampyridae. The record is from RefSeq and is a predicted model, not a curated record. The transcript is spliced from 2 exons.
ACAAAAUAUUUAUUUCUGUACCACUUGAGUAUUCUCGCAGAAGAAAUUGGUUUAAAGCAGCUAGAAGAGAUAUGCCAAAAUCAAAAUCAACGUUUUACUGCUGCGAAGAUCAUUUUAAUCUGGAAGAAGAUAUAGAAAAUUUUGUACGUUAUAAAUUAAUGGGUGGAAAAAUUAUUCUAAAACAGACAGUGGUUCCUCAUAGGUUUGACUGUCAACCAGACAAGAAAAGGGCUAGUAAUGUUCCCGUAAGAACGCUACCUGUCAAACGAGCAAGAAAACAACUGGUUGAUGAAGCCAUUGCAGAGAAUGACAAUAAGAGACAGCAAAAUUUACCAUUACUGGUUGAUGAAGCCAUUACAGAGAGUGACAAGAUACAGCAAAAUUUACCAUUUGCCAAUGUUGAAGACCCGUGCACCAGUGCUGUUAUGAAUGCCCCUGUUUGUCACUCUUCUGUUUUGGAAGAUGUGAAUUUGACUUCUGCAGUAUCGGCAGUACCUCCUCAAACGCGAAGUGUUGGAGUACAAGCAAGACCAUCGUACCGUAGCAAGUACAUAACAUGUAAAAUAACAAACAGCAUGCGCAACGCUACUACUUCACCAUUGAAAUCUGUAAAAAAGGAUUCUACUACUUCACCGUUGCAGAAAUACCCAACAUUUCAAAGAAUAUUGUUUCCACCUCGGUUUCCACAGACAAGUAGCAGCACCGACACCGAUGUCGGAUCUAGUUCGUUUGUUGCAAGCACAAUAGAAGAUAGUGAUUUUGAAAUUAAUUUUCCACAAGACCAGAAAGAGGAAAAGUUGCAAGCGUUGAAUGUUACUCGGUUACUAAUAGAAAAAAAACCAAAGGAUUAUACAGGUAUUCCAAAUCAUUGGUUUUCUAAUGUUAUAAAUUUGCUCAGUACAAAAACCAAAAUAAGUAAAGAUAAUUUAAUGCUAACGCUAAUGAAAAUUAAAUUAAACGAUCCAUUUGCUCGCUUAGGAGACAUGUUUGGCAUGUCUUUGUGUAAUGCAUCAAAAAUUUUUAAGAAGACUUUAGUGCAAAUAGAGCCUCAUUUAAAAAGUCUGAUAUUUUGGCCGUCUAGUGAUAAAAUAAAGUAUUAUUUACCCAUUCCAUUUAGAGCACAUUACAGCAAUGUUCAAUCCAUAAUAGAUUGUUUGGAAAUCCAAAUUCAAAAACCAACAGAACCUGUCAAACAAGCACUUACCUGGUCAGACUAUAAAAAAUGUAAUACUUUAAAAUAUUUAAUUUCAUGUACACCCGACGGUUUUAUUAACUUCAUAUCGAAGGGGUAUGGUGGAAGAAUAAGUGAUUCUUUGCUGGUGGAGGAAAGUGGCUAUUUCGAUGUAUUACCUGCAGGAUGUAGUGUAAUGGCUGACAGAGGUUUUAAAGAUAUUGCAAAACAGUUGACAGAAAUUGCCAGUUAGUUAGGCCACC